CAACGAGAGAUUUGACAUGAAAAGAUUGUUGGUAAAGUUGUUAUUAUACAAUCUAAUAUUUAUAAAUGCAACAGCUUUUUUAUCGGAUUAUAAUCUCGAUGUUAUACCAGAGCAUUAUAACCUCAAGUUGGAACCAUAUUUUGAAGUAAAAAUGGAAAGUUUUAACUUUUUCGGUAGAUGCGAAGCCUACGUCAAUAUUUCCAUUCCAACGUACAGCAUAAGUUUGAACGCACAAAAACCGCAAAUAGAAAUACUAAAUACUAUUGUCACCAAUAGAGAGUCAUUCAAAAUUUAUGAGCCGUCAGAUAUUACGUACAAAAAUGAAUCUCAUAUUCUCACGUUUCACUUCGAUGAUAUAUUAUCAAAAGGACAUUAUUUAUUAAACAUGAGCUUUAUCGGACUCACAGAUAAUUAUGGAAUCGUUUUCUUCAGAACUUACACACAUUUUAAUACAGAUAAAAGGUUGUUUGUCGCAAUACAACUCGGGGCAAUUGGGGCGCGACAAUUGUUUCCAUGCUGGGACGAGCCUGCAUUUAAGGCUACGUUUAAUAUUAGUGUUAGACAUUAUAUGGGGUAUUCUGUUUGGUCAACUAUGCCGAUACGAGAAGAAACUGUCGAUAAAAAUGACAUGGUGUGGACUCACUUCAAAAUCACUCGUUCAAUGCCUACUUAUCUCAUAUCGCUCCUACUAUAUGAUUCAUAUUCGUUCCCGAUCAUUGAGUAUGACAGAAUAUACAAUAUGUUAUUCCAUUUGAACACAAAAUUUGCAAGAAGAAUCAUUCAAAAUGUUACAAGACGCUUCGAAAUCGAAUGGAUGGCAUAUUCUCAGAACCUUUCAUCAACAAAUCAUCUUAUAAUUCCCGCGGGUCCUCAGCAUAAUAGCAUGGGACAUAUUCUUUAUAGAGCCUCAAAUGUUUUCUAUAUUAAUACGUUAGAUCCUAUUUCGAAUAAAAUAAAAACAGCGUGCUUAAUAGCACACGAAGUGGCACUUCAAUGGAUUAAUAAUCUGGUUAGCCCAUCCUCGUGGUCUGAUUUUUGGUUGAAUGAGGGUAUUGCUAGGCUGUUAGGAAUGGAUAUGAUCGACAAGAUUUUUCAAGAUUCAAAUUACACAAGUAUAUUAGAUCUGUUUGCAGUACAAAGUAAAUUAGAAUCUCUUCAGUUGGAUCAUUAUCUUUUGGGUAUUAUGGAUCCUCUUAUACCAAAAAUCAACAAAACCUCGGAAAUUGAAUCACUUUUCUCUUUUUCUUAUUACAUCAAAGCACCUGUUAUAUUGCGUAUUUUACGACAGCAUCUUUUGGAUGAAUUGUACCUACAUGGUAUUGAGAUUUUUCUUAAUGAACAUAUGUUUAGUUCAGUAACUAUUGAUGAUUUCUGGGGUGCUAUGCAAGAUGCUCUAUAUACAGCUGAACGCAAUAUAUUUCAUGUAAAAUGGUUGAUGAAUGCCUGGACAAAUCAAAAACAUUAUCCUAUGCUGAAGGUUGAAUACUCUAACUGUACAUCUUUGAGAAUAUCGAUAGAUAAUUUUUACCAGUUAGUUAACGAUGACUGGUUAUUACCUAUAAUUAUAAUUACUAUAAAAUGGAAAGAAAAUAUUUUAAAAUCAAUUAAAAUGCGUUAUACCUACAAUAAAGUACAAAAUAAUAUUUCAUACAUAGAAAUUGAUGAA
Molecule: messenger RNA, 1666 nt
Organism: Nylanderia fulva
Lineage: Eukaryota; Metazoa; Arthropoda; Insecta; Hymenoptera; Formicidae
Source: RefSeq, a predicted model, not a curated record